Messenger RNA from Chelmon rostratus (copperband butterflyfish), 2374 nucleotides. RefSeq names its product thymopoietin a (gene tmpoa). NCBI's taxonomy places the organism in Eukaryota, Metazoa, Chordata, Actinopteri, Chaetodontiformes, Chaetodontidae. The record is from RefSeq and is a predicted model, not a curated record. Bases 257 to 1627 code for a protein of 456 amino acids. The transcript has 8 exons. Gene Ontology annotation, molecular function: DNA binding.
GUCGUGCGUGGAGGAAGGAAGCAAGAGGACCGGCUGAAAGUGGUUUUAAUUUUCUUUUUGUGUUCCUUUUUUUUACUUUGGGACACAGCGUUAUCCCCCUAGCUGCUACUUGUUUUACGAAUUAAAUCCAGUAAGAGGCGCUAGUUAGCCGUUUCGCUCAGACCAAGCCUCCCCGCCGUUUAUUCCAUUUUGCCCUCGAUAUUAGCUAGCUGACUUACUCAGGCGCCCGUAACUGUCCCUCCAUCCACACGCCGACAUGCCGGAGUACCUGGAUGACCCGUCUGUGCUUACGAAGGACAAGCUGAAGAGCGAGUUGCUGGCCCACAACGUGGAGCUUCCGAGCGGCAAUCCGACCAAAGACGUGUAUGUGCAGCUUUAUCUGAAGAACCUGACCGCUCAGAACAACAAACAUGUCACAGCCACGACUCUGGACGCCUUCUCCAGCGACGAGGAGCUGCCGCCGCCGGUGGUGUCCAGCAGAAGUCGAUCCUCCGGCAGAAAAGCCACCAGGAAAACAGACAAGGUGUGGCCCGACGAGCUGGAUGUGACCGUUCUGACCGACCAGGGUCUGAAGGAUGAGCUGCUCAAGCACGGAGUGGACGUGGGGCCGAUUGUGGCAUCCACCCGUAAACUGUAUGAGAAGAAACUGCAGAGGCUGCUGGAUGAUGGUCCUGCACAGCCGCCACUGCCACAGCUGGUUCUCACAGAGAUACAAGUCAACCACAAUGGCAACUCUGAAUCAGAUAUGUACAGUGACAAGGAGGAUGAAGUGACAGCAGCGCCAGAGCCAGAGCCAGAGCCAGAGCCUGUGUUAGAACCUGAACCAGCUCCAGUGGUGGAGAGACCGCUGAGGAGCCGAGGGAAGACUGUCACCACCCGCAGCUCUCACAAUCACGUGUUAGUGCCUGAGGAUCUCAGUCCCGCAUUGACAGACCAGGUCCAGUUGCACUCAAACAGGAAGGUUCACCACAGGCUGGACAGUCCAGCUCGGGCUGAACGUCGCUCCACCUCAUCCAGACCUAGUCAGCUCCAAGAGGAAGAACUGGGGCUUUGUCCUCCCAAAACCAGUGAGGAUUUGUUUCACAAGCCAGUGACUCUGCUCAACACGUCUCUGCUGGAGGUGGAGAAGAUCACAGCCAGCAACCAAACUCUGAAGUUGGAGAAGAAUGAUGUUUUGAAGGAGCUUAUCCCCAAUGACAUCAACAGUCCAACAGGAAUCACUGCCACCUGUCGACGACCCAUUAGAGGAGCUGCUGAUCGCCCAGUGAAGUCCAGUGACUUGUGGGAUGACAUCGUCUCUCCAAAAACCACCAAGAUUACCGGCUCAUCCUCGUCCUACACAGAGAGCCGUACUGUCAACAGAGUCACCAGCCUGCCUCCCUCCACCUCCUUCAGUUCCUCUACCUCCGCUCCCUCUUUCUCCUCCUCCUCUUCCAGGCAUCUGUCUGCGGCUCCCGCUGCAGGUCAGACCAAAGCAGCGACCCGCGGCAUGUCUCUGUGGAUAAAGCUGUUCCUGCUGGCCAUUGUGGCUGCUUUCCUAUUCCUGGUUUACCAAGCCAUGGAGACCAACACCAUCAACCCAUUUGCUGCCCCAGACACAGAAGUGGCCAGUGACAGCACAGCAUAGAGAGCACAGGAAAGUGUCUGUCAUAUAUAUAUAUAUAUAUAUAUAUAUAUAUAUAUAUAUAUAUAUAUAUAUAUAUAUAUAUAUAUACUGUUUGUGUGUGAAUUUUCUUUGAAGCCAUUUCGUUCACAGGCAUUGUGAAAUUACCUCUGACAUCCUUUUUUCCUCAGUAUUUGAUCUUUUUUCCUUCAUACUUUUUUCAAAACCAGUUUUCAGUGAGUCACUUAAAAGAAGAGAGGUGGCCAUUUCAGUGACAAUUCAAGGAUCUCCAUGACACUUUGUGAAAGGACAGUACUCCCUCUUGAUCUUUGACUGUGAGGUUUCGACAAAGCAAGCCACAACUCAACUCUCAGAAAAACAGUAGCUUUCUUAGAAAUGUGUGGACUCAAUUUUUAUUACAAUCUUCAUUUUUUAUGUCAUACUUUCAUGGUGAGUGUAUGAGUGUGUGCGUGUGUGUGUGUGUGUGUGUGGUUGAGAUUUUUGUUAUUUUUUUGAGACCUUGCCUUAUUGUCUGUCUCUGUUAGUCAUUAACAGCCUUGGAGAUUGAGUUUGAAACUGUAAUUUUGUACUUUAAAAGAGACAGAGAGGCUUCUUAAUAAGAUCCAAAUGCUUCUAAAUCUUCUUAGACCUUACACCAAUAUUUUCUUAAUAUUCUAUUCUAAUAAAAGACUAUUUCCCUGUAUAUUCUAUUAAUGAUGUAUUCACUGUCACAAAUAUUGAAUAUCCACUCAAUAAACUAUUAUGUUGUUA